Hyaloperonospora brassicae is the source of this 993-nucleotide messenger RNA. The record is from the annotation of a GenBank genome assembly. Lineage: Eukaryota; Oomycota; Peronosporomycetes; Peronosporales; Peronosporaceae.
AUGUAUAGUGGGUCGCAGCCGCCGUCGCCGGCGAGCUGCACGCCUUCGAACGAGGUGACGACGUGGGACGACGAUGCCGUGAGCGUUUCGAGCGGCACUUCAGCGACGACGGCGACGCGGACGACUCCGCGAGUGCUGCGACGGACGAGGGUGUUGCUGCUGCUGAUGACGACGAGGACAUCGCCGUGGACGCCACCGCCGCCGCUACCGACGAGGACGACGCUCGUGUCGGUGCUGCUAGGGAUGCAAAUCCAACAGCUGGUGCCGCGUGGGAACGACUGCUCGCGACUGCCGCGACGGGUCUGGUCGAUGGUGCCAGUCUCACUGAACCGACGGACAACGGCGGGACCACCCUUCAAGACAUCGACAUUUCUGCUCAAGGUGUUGCCUUUCAUGGCGCUAUGGAUCAAGCUGCUCAUGAUGACUGUUUUCAAGAUGUUGGAGAUGUUCUAUUUGAAGACACCGCCGAUGACGAUGCUGCUGCUACGUGCCCCGACUUCGACGACUCGAUCUUCGACGCUGUGCAUCCCGCCAUGGAGACCAACUACUGCCCCGUUUUUGUCCAAGACGUCCGUCCGGUCGACCUCCCCGCUCAGUAUACCUGCACCUCAUACCGUUCAAGCCGGCCCCGCUCCCGACGAAGAUGCUGCCCCCGACGCCGCCACUACCGACCCGCUCGCCCCCACGCCCGGUUGGACGAUCGAGUCCCAAGACUCACGUUCACCGGCUGACUAUCCGGAUAUCGACGAUGGUGCAACGCCUGCCCCGUCUCUGGCCACGCUAUCCAUCUUCCCGCACAACGCAGCGACUUUUUGCUGCGUCACGUGCGACUUUGUUGCACCGCAGCUUGCGGAGCUGCGUGCGCACCGAGACCGGCGGCAUCUCGGGAUCCCGUUCAUGGACAUUUUUCACAGUGGAUGCGCCUGUGCCAUGUCGUUUGUCAAACGGGCAUCGGCUACUAGGCACACCCUCUACUGUGGGGCAGCCUCGUAA